Molecule: messenger RNA, 579 nt
Organism: Penicillium expansum
Lineage: Eukaryota; Fungi; Ascomycota; Eurotiomycetes; Eurotiales; Aspergillaceae
Exons: 4
Coding region: 1-579 (192 amino acids)
Source: RefSeq, a predicted model, not a curated record
AUGCUCGCCACUCACUGGCUACCAGCCGCCCGGCUGAACAUCAACCAAGCGCGAAAGUUCUCCCUACUUUCCACCCAUGCUACAUUCCCCGCGACAAUGUAUCGAUACCAGCUGGAGCGCAAGGCCACACUAUACGAUGUGACCCAAGACGAGACCCGCCACAGAAAGGAUGCAGUCAGUGUAUCUACAGAUGGGUUGGUUCACGCAACGAUCUCGAAGUCAAGCCCCUACUCCAAUGGGCCAAUCUUCAUGCCGAAUUCUCGUCUCAUGCAGCAAAUGCUGCGCUUUGAUUUUGCGCGGUACCAGGAAGAGAUCGGCGAUGGCAAAUGCCCUAUGGAUCCCACGGUUAUCAGUGUUCCACGAGGUACUCCCAUCCCAUCCGCGCUAGUACUAUGGAGAGAGGGCGUGUCUCGCUUCUCCCUGCAACCUUCAAGUCCUAUGGAAAUCGAAAAGCUGAAUGACAUACUCAGCGAGUUCUACGAAAAGUCUGCGACAGUUGUCGGCGCAGAGGAAUGGAUCGAGAACCAUCCAUACCGGGAGAGCUUUGCUGACGAAAACGAGAAAGGAUGGAUGGUGUAA